AUGGACGUCUUCAGCCUCGCUCUCAACAAUGGACACACGGUGUCAGGACUCGUUUGCAUCCCACCGUCAACACCAGCGACGCCGAGGCAGAAGCCGCUCAUCGUUGCCCUGCAUGGCGGUACCAUGACAUCGGCAUACUUCGAUGCCACACCAAGCACCUCAGCAGCUGGCACCGCAGUCGCGUUAGGCUUGCCAUUCAUCGCCAUCGACCGACCAGGCUACGUCAAAAGCACCCCGAUCUUACCACAACAGCCUCAAGACAAUGACACCUACUUCCAAGCAGAAGGACGCUACUUGCAUCAACACAUCCUCCCAGCGAUCUGGGAGCAAUACGCGAAGCCUACCAACGCGACAUGCCUCGUCCUUCUCGGACAUUCUAUGGGCUGCGCAAGCACGAUCGUGGCCGCUGGCUUGGCCGCACUCGAACCAACUAGUUCAUAUGUGCUCGGCGGAAUCAUCAUCACCGGUUGGGGUACCGCACCGAGCGCGCCACCAGAACAUGGUCAAGCGAUGCUAGCAGGCAAAACUUGGACCGAUCAUAUAGCCUUUCCAGACAUGUCCAUCUUCGGCGUUGCGCUGUAUGGUCCCAAAGAGCAGAAUUUAGUGCCAGAAGACGUCCGCGGCCACACUUCACUCGGCAUGGCAGGCUGCUCGUAUGGAGAAGCUGCAGAUGGCAUGUUGGAGUGGCCCAAGUACUGGAGGCCCAGAUAUGCGAGCAAGAUAGCGGUACCGGUAUUUCAUGCGAUGGGCGGCGCUGACGGACUAUGGAACGUGAACGAGCAAGUCAUGAGGGAUUUCACCAGCGCGUUCGAACGAGCAAAGCGGGUGGAGAGCAGGAUAUUCGAGGAUGCGCCCCAUUGUUUGGAGGUCUCUUUGUGGAGCAGAGUGUGGUACUUGAAGUGUUUUGCGUUCGCUAGCGAAUGUGCGAUGGAGGUCUGA
Cyphellophora attinorum is the source of this 939-nucleotide messenger RNA. RefSeq lists its product as uncharacterized. Bases 1 to 939 code for a protein of 312 amino acids. The record is from RefSeq and is a predicted model, not a curated record. The transcript has a single exon. Lineage: Eukaryota; Fungi; Ascomycota; Eurotiomycetes; Chaetothyriales; Cyphellophoraceae.